Molecule: messenger RNA, 800 nt
Organism: Lucilia sericata (common green bottle fly)
Lineage: Eukaryota; Metazoa; Arthropoda; Insecta; Diptera; Calliphoridae
Exons: 2
Coding region: 114-626 (170 amino acids)
Source: RefSeq, a predicted model, not a curated record
ACUUAAGUGUCAUAUAAAAACUAUAAUAUUUUGAAUAAACUAAAUUAAAAGAUAUGUAAUAAUAUUUUGCGGCGAUGAAUUUUUAGAAUAAAUAAUACAAAACUUAAUAAAUCAUGAACAAAGACUAUAAUAUCUACCCAUCUAAUCAAACUCAACGUAUCGAAUGUUUCCUGCACGAUCUCAAUUAUCAGCUAAGGAUACUUACGCGAAAACAAGAAGAUGUUACAACAAUUUCGAUGAUUUUAAUAAAGGAAUUCUGUAAAUUUUUUUCAAUGCCGAUAACGGAUCAGAAAAGUGAUGAUGGUUUUGAGCAUCAAGUGACACAUAUUAAAAAGCUAAUAAGAGAUUUUGAAUUGAUAAGUACAGAUAGUCAUUUGUUUACCACAUUUAAUCAGCAAAAGUUGGAAAAGCCUAACUAUCUACAAGCAUUUGAACAACUUUAUAAAAAUGAUGUUUUUGAGAAAAGUCUGUUCCUAUUUUCGAAAGUCAAAGAAUCCUUUGAGAAAGUUAACACGUUCUUUGGAAAACUAAAAAAUAUAAAGCCUCGAAAUUCAGAUAUGAAUAAAUGCAUUAGUAAUGGCAUUAGAGAUAAAAUAAAUAAUUUAAAUCGAAUUCAAACUGAAUAAUAUCCUACAACAUCUUGGGAUUUUAACAGCUUGAAUAAUAUUAAUGUUGCUGUUCAAACUGAAAGUUUUCUUUCUGAGAGUGAUAUUGAAAAGGAUACCUCCUCCUGCUAUGCAUCCUGUUAUGGCAGCGAAAUGAGCCUCUAUAAGUUAAAGAGAGUAAAUGCUGACAUGAGU